AUUAAUCCACUUGUAAAAUACCCUCAGCAAACAAGACCGUGUCACUAAAACCACAAACGCUCAGCGCUGGUGUUUUUAGAAGGAGAGAGAGAGAGAACACCUACAGAAGUGACGAGGGAGCUAUUCGAGUAGUGGGAAAAGGGUGGAUGUUGAAGGGAGGAGUUUGCGUAAAGGCUUAGGUGUAUUUUCUAGGGAGUUCGCGUGUGGGUUCCUUCGCGGGAACUGGACACCGCGGCCUCGCACAAUUGAGCACGGCCCGGGACAGAGAGAGGUGCUGUGAGAUCACGCGACUACCGCCUUAGCACGCGAGCUAGUACAGUCUUAGUAGCGCCGGCCCUGCUGAAAACACGAACCCGUUUGACCCCGUGUGACACCUCAUAGCCAAAACAGGACCUAACAGGUGGAGUCUACUCGGUUUGGGGUUCGAUUCCCGGGAGGGAGGAGCGUUUGGAGAUAAGAGGAGGACAGGUAGAGUCGCCUACAGGUGUAAGAAGAGUUGAGGACCGCCAGGGGCCAGGCACCCGCCGGCCAUAUCUUGUCAUUCUGAGGAGAUGAAGCGGUGAUAGCCCAUUUAAGUUUGGGGAACAGGCCCACCGACUACCCUUCUCACGCGAUACCAUGUGGCCGCACGCAAAAAUUAGGUGGGGGUAAAAGAUCCGGUUGCUUGCAGCAUUCUCCAUAUAAAUCUGAAGCGCUGCCGCGUUCCAGCGCACAUCGUGGUACUACAGGAACUGUCAAGUAUCGCUACGUGUAAGACGACGUCACGACAACACUACUUCAAGUAAGGGUGCAGUGCGACUACCCGUGCAGACGACACUAUGGCAGCGGUAGCCACAGCGGCCUUGUUCGGGCUUUCUUAUUUACAAGUUGUCUUGAUUGCGGUGCUGCUCGUUCUCGUGGCCGCGGUGGUGGCGAGCAGUCUUCGGCAGAACACGCCAUCUCUCCCGCCCGGACCCUGGGGUUUUCCCGUGGUCGGGAUCUUCCCGGCUCUGGGUAGCCGGCCGCAUCAUGCCUUCUCGAGGAUGGCCGAGAAGUACGGAGACGUCUUUCGCGUCAAGUUUGGGAGCCGGACUGUUAUAAUACUCAACGGCAUAGACAUGGUGAAGGACGCGUUUGUCAAGCAGUCCGCCUGCUUUGCCGGAAGACCGGCGCUGUACUCCUUCAAACAAGUGAAAAACGGCAUCACCUUCAAAACGUACAGUCCAUCUUGGGUGGCACGGAAGAAAGUCACGGUCGGAGCUCUAAAGGGUUUCGUCAACGGUCGAGUCGGAGCGCUCACGGCGUCGGCAGAGACUAUGAUCACCGAGGAGGCACAAGAACUUGCCCGGGUGUUCUUGUCGAAGAGCGGGCAGCCGAGUAACCCGGAGGAGUACGCACACACCGCCGUAGCUAACGUCGUGUGCGCGCUGUGCUUCGGCAAGCGGUACGAGCACGGCGACCAAGAGUUCCGCCAACUUCUGCGGAACACGGAAAAGUUCCGGCAGGCCAUCGGGGCGGGUAACCCCGCCGACUUCAUGCCCUGGCUUCGCUUCUUCCCCAACAAGAACAUGAAACUGUUCAAGGAGGCCAUGGAGUCGUCGACGCAGCUUUUCGACAAGCACAUCAACGCUCAUCUCCAGACGUACGAUCCCUCGGUGAUCAGAGACAUCGCCGACGCGCUGAUCUACAACAUGCGGGAGAACAAGGAGGCUGGAUUGACCGACGAAUUCGUCCUGGAGUGUGUCAUCGACAUCUUUGGCGCAGGACAGGACACUACAUCCCAGAUGUUGCACUGGGCCUUCCUCUACAUGCUAGUUUUCCCGGACGUACAGGCUCGAGUCCAGCGGGAGAUCGACGGAGUGGUCGGACGGGAGAGGGCGCCGACCCUCGCCGACGAGGCGAGCUUGCCCUACACGGUGGCGGUGAUUCAAGAGAUCGUUCGUCACACCGGAGUCGUCCCCAUGUCGAUCCCCCACCUCACCACCAAGGAUACACAGCUUCACGGCUACACCCUACCGAAGGAUACCAUCGUGUUCGCGAACCUGUUUUCCGUCGGGCACGAUCGCAGGAUCUGGGGGGACCCGAGCAGCUUCCGUCCCGAGCGUUUCCUGGACCCGAGCGGUACAACCCUCGACCCCGCCGCCGUCGAGAAGAACCUUCCGUUCUCCGCAGGGAAACGUCGCUGUCCCGGAGAACACCUCGCCAAGCAGGAGAUGUUCCUCUUCUUCUCCAUCCUCCUCCAACAGUGUAGCUUCGAGCGAGUCAACGGUACGGCGUCACCAACCUUGGAAGGUACGUUCGGACUAGUCAUGCGGCCACAGCCCUACAGUAUGAUCGUACGUCCGAGGUAAACUCUUAUCUUUACCGCACUAUCCGCACCGUGUGCCGUUCUAUUUCCUUAUACAACGUUGAGCAAGUUCAAAGCAAAACGUACUGUAUCGUUUUAACAAGACUAAGAUAAGAAAGGCCUGACGUGAGGACACAGUCCGCUUGAAGAAAAAAUCUAGGUCAAACUUCUGACGAAAACAACCACUGUAAACAGUAGUGCAUGAAAGGAGGGUGAAAACUAAGCUCAGUAAACGGAAUCCCCAACACACAAAAAAAUCGCGGGAAGAGGGACACUCACAUACCAUCGAAUCCACCAAGCGUGUUAUUUACAGAAGUAUACAAGAAGGGAUACUAAAAAUCAACCAACGAACAAACUACGUCCACAAAACAACUCCUACAGAAUUUGCAGCAAAAAGUGUACGGAAAACUACCGGACGUAAUUGAAAACAGCUUUGUUCGGACUCUGAGAAAAUGAUUGACAUGGACAUUGGACGUUUCAGUUUUGUCGGGAUUUAAGUCGACUGGGGCGUGACUGGACUGUGUUUUCAGGUAGGGGUCAAAUCAUUUUCAUCAACAACAAACUAUCUUCCCGAAAACAUGUGUUGCCUAGUGCCAGAACCAAGCUACGAUUACAGGAUACCUGAAAGUUGUCUAUAGCAUCCAAAUGUCUUCCAAAAUAACUGCCAUGAUACUCAAGUAAUAAUAUUGCCAGAAGGAAAAUGUAUGAACACAAAUUAUGAUAUUUUCUUGGAUUGAUCGAUAAUCUUGUACGCUUUGUUUCUUUCAAAUAGUCUUUCCGAAAACAUGUGCUAGCUAGUACCAGAGCAAAGUUACGAUAACAAGAUGCCUAAAACAUGUAUAUAGCAUCCACAUGUCUUCCAAAAUAACUGGCAUGAUAAUCAAGUAAUAAUAUUGCCAUAAGGAAAAUGUAUGAACACAAAUUAUAAUAUUUUCUUGGAAUAUCUUGUGCGCUUUGUUUCUAUUAGAUUGUCUU
Messenger RNA from Branchiostoma floridae (Florida lancelet), 3301 nucleotides. Its product is annotated as cytochrome P450 1A1-like. The record is from RefSeq and is a predicted model, not a curated record. Gene Ontology annotation, molecular function: oxidoreductase activity, acting on paired donors, with incorporation or reduction of molecular oxygen, reduced flavin or flavoprotein as one donor, and incorporation of one atom of oxygen; heme binding; iron ion binding. NCBI's taxonomy places the organism in Eukaryota, Metazoa, Chordata, Leptocardii, Amphioxiformes, Branchiostomatidae. Bases 819 to 2330 code for a protein of 503 amino acids. The transcript has a single exon.